Molecule: messenger RNA, 603 nt
Organism: Sclerotinia sclerotiorum 1980 UF-70
Lineage: Eukaryota; Fungi; Ascomycota; Leotiomycetes; Helotiales; Sclerotiniaceae
Exons: 5
Coding region: 1-603 (200 amino acids)
Biological process (GO): proteasome-mediated ubiquitin-dependent protein catabolic process
Cellular component (GO): cytoplasm; nucleus
Molecular function (GO): protein binding
Source: RefSeq, a predicted model, not a curated record
AUGGCUUCUUCAACAGCUACCGCAACACCUUCACGACUUAAUACCUUCGAGCGACCACCCUUACGAACCGACUUUGAAAAGCGUGUUGAUGAUGUAAAACCAAUGAAGAGUGACAUCAAUGCUCUGAUUUUAGAUUAUCUCACAACCGAAGGUUACCCAUCUGCCGCCGCAAGAUUCUCUAAAGAAGCAAAUCUUAAUCCACAACAAGAAGAAGAGUCUGUCAAAGCUCGCCAAGCUAUUCAACAUUCCAUUCAUUUGGGAAGUAUACAAGAUGCUAUAGAGGCACUGAAUGAACUAGAACCUCAGGUUCUCGAAAACGACCCAGCUCUCCAUUUCUCGCUUUUACGAUUACAACUAGUUGAGCUCAUACGGAGUUUGAACAAAGCUAUACUGCAAUCUCAAAAUAAACGUCGAGACGCAGCCAUUAGAGACCUCGUUCAUCUACGUGCCUGGGCUGAGAAUAGUGCACGAGAUGGGAAAAAAGCGAUACCAGAUUCCAUCGGACUGGGUCUAGAUGGGGAUAAUGAUGACCGUGUUGAUGGUGACGAUGAUAAUAUACAUGGGGAUGGAUCCCACGCCCACGAAGCAAUGAUGAUGACAUGA